CGGGUGGCAUAGUCUGGAAGGUCACCAGUGUACGUUCAAACCGCAAAACGUGGAUCGCAAUUUGUUCGUCAAGGUGCGUUCACACCAUCAGACGAAAUCACAUGAAGCUGUACUAGAAUGGUGGACCCUAUAAAAAAACCUACACUGAUCAGUUUUCUCUUCACUCGCAUUCUUACAGAAUAAGAACAUCCAUCCAUACGACAUACGACUAGAUCUUCGUGGAAAACCCAAAAUCUUGGUUUUGUUCACUAAUACUAGUGGAGAAUAUGAAGCAAACCAUAACCAUUGAGGCGCAGUUUAGAUGUGCAAAAUGUCGGUCCAAGGCCAUGGAAAUAGCUGUUGCAGAAGACGGUGUAACAUCAGUGGCCUUUAAGGGGGCCAAUAGAGAUCAACUGGUGAUUACCGGAGAUGGAGUUGAUGCAGCGGGGUUGGCCAAGUCAUUGAGGAAGAAGCUUGGCCAUGCAGACUUGCUGAGUGUAGAAGAAAAGUGAAUCUUAAAAAGAAAACAAAAUCGUGCAUCAUAUGAUGCUACUCCACUUACAAGAGAAAAACUUUCUUUCACCACCCUCACCAGUUGGAAUUCUACAUCAAUGAGCCACCACGAAUGAGUGCUUGCACCAUUUUGUAGGUGAACUUGCAUCAUUUUCAGGGAAAGGACUGUUGGUUUGGAAGUCAUAAUCAUUUUGUCAAAAAAAAAAAAAAAUCCUAGCCUACUACCUCGACUGAUUUUGUGGCAAUAGAAUUUUACGGGGUAAUUUCAUUGUAUUCCUUCUUUGAAAUAUAUAUACAUACAAUUCGUGUUCCAUAAGGAAACAAAUAAUAAACGACAAUCCUUCCU
Molecule: messenger RNA, 838 nt
Organism: Malus domestica (apple)
Lineage: Eukaryota; Viridiplantae; Streptophyta; Magnoliopsida; Rosales; Rosaceae
Product: heavy metal-associated isoprenylated plant protein 47-like
Source: RefSeq, a predicted model, not a curated record